Messenger RNA from Rhodotorula graminis WP1, 947 nucleotides. RefSeq lists its product as uncharacterized. NCBI's taxonomy places the organism in Eukaryota, Fungi, Basidiomycota, Microbotryomycetes, Sporidiobolales, Sporidiobolaceae. The record is from RefSeq and is a predicted model, not a curated record. The annotation marks the transcript as partial. The transcript is spliced from 8 exons.
CAAUGUCGUCGCCCAAGCUCCGCAUCGCCUACGUUCCCGAGCACUUUGCCUCGCCCUUGCUCCAGCUCGCCGCAAAGGACAUGUCCAUCGAGCUGGUCCCCUGCCCGAGCGGCACGGGCCAGAUCAUGUCGGCCAUCAAGGCGGGCGAGGUCGACCUCGCCAUCGCGUUGACCGAGUCCUUGAUCGCCGGUAUCGCCAAAAAGACGGCCGACUUCAAGCUCGUCGGCACCUACGUCACGAGUCCGCUCAACUGGGCCGUCAUCGUCGGCACGGACACCAAGUACCAGACGCUCGACGACCUGCGCGGCGAGAAGAUCGGCAUCUCGCGCAUCGGCAGUGGGAGCCAGGUCAUGGCCAGUUUCAUGGCGUUGCGCGAGGGCUGGACCGACAAGGAGGGCAACGUCGAGCCCGUUCAGUUCGAGGUCCUCGACACGUUCAAGAACCUACGCGACGGCGUGAAUGACGGGCGGGCGGCGGCGUUUAUGUGGGAGCACUUUACGACCAAGCCCUACCUGUCCGAGGUUCGCUUCAUCGGCUCGGUCCCGACACCCUGGCACAGCUGGGUCCUCGUCGCCCCUCCCUCGACCACCUCGCCCACGUCGCCGCUCCUCCCCGUCCUCCAGUCGUUCCUCUCGAACUUGACGACCUCGAUCCAGGCCUUCAACGCGCCCGAGGCCCGCAAGACGUCGAGCAAGGAAUUCAUAGAGGGCCACUUUGGCUACCCGACCGAGGACGUCGAGGCGUGGCUCGCCCAGGUCGACUACCCGCACGGCGACGUCGUCGAGGUCAGCAAGGACAUGGUCGAGAAGACGCUCUCGACGCUCGAAAAGGCCGGCGUGCUCACCGCGCCCGCGAGCGGGUGGAACCUCGACGACUUUGUCGAGACCAGCGUCGCCCGGUUGAAGUAGACGCCGGUCGUACCUGCAUCGACGGUGUUUUCGGCGGUC